Molecule: messenger RNA, 742 nt
Organism: Rhizophagus irregularis DAOM 181602=DAOM 197198
Lineage: Eukaryota; Fungi; Glomeromycota; Glomeromycetes; Glomerales; Glomeraceae
Source: RefSeq, a predicted model, not a curated record
AUUGAUAAUAAAAUAUAAUAAUCAUUAUGUUCAUGUUUUUUAAUAGACAUGUAAAGCUAUGGAAAUUAAAGAAUUUAUUGGUUUUCUUUCAAGCGAAGAAAGAGAAAUUUUCAGAUCCAUAUAUGAAAAAGAUAAAAAGAAUUACUCUAGGAGCGCUGAUUGAUUACUUUAUAUGCAAGUGGAAUAAAAAAGUAGAAAAUCUUAAAUUCAUGUAUUUGGUUUCUAACUUACUUCCAUAUCUCGUCAAAAAGUCCUAUAAGAUUCAGAUGGACGAACUUAUCCCAAAGCUCAACUACGUUGAGAUCCCAGAAGUUGAAUUUAAAUCUCGUAAAUUUUCUCCAGCUAAUUCAACUCAUAAACUCUCUUCAACUAUUUUAACUCAUAAUAAAUUUUCAUCAACUCGGGAAAUCUUUGGGGUUAUGAAUUUCCUACUCUCAAUUACAAACAUUCCAUGCACCCUGUAUACUUGGCAUUGAGAAAUGCACGUAAUCUAGUCUUCUUUCACACCUGAGUGUUUCCCUAAGCUCUAACAAAAAAGUCAACUUUCCGCUUUAAUAAGGAUCAUAAAUAAUAAACAACUUUCUUCCCAAAAAACCAGAUUUCACUACUUGAAAGAUAUCUCUUUCGUGUAUAGGAAGCAUCAGCGAACCUUGAUGUGGGUGUAAUGGCCCUUCUGUUGUUAUAAUAUGAUCCUCAUGUUUUCUUUUAUCAGCAGAAACGGGUUGCUCUACGAUAACGCGAA